AUGUCUAGUAACGAGAUGGAAUACACCCGCCUUGGCAACUCGGGCCUGAAAAUCUCCAAAAUCAUCCUGGGUACCAUGUCCUAUGGCAGCAAGCAAUGGCAGGACUGGGUCUUAGAUGAGGAAGAGUCAGUGAAGCUGAUUGAGCACGCUUACAAGCGUGGUAUCAACACCUGGGAUACGGCGGAUGUUUACUCCCACGGUCGCUCCGAGGAAGUCGUCGGCAAGGCCUUGAAGCAGCUCAACGUCCCACGCAACCGCGUCGUCAUCUUGACGAAGUGCUUCUUUGGCGUCGAUGACCAGGGCCAGUUCCCGCCCAUCUGGGCGUCGACGCGGAAUGACGGUGACUUCGUCAACCGUGUUGGCCUGUCUCGCAAGCACAUCUUCGAUGCUGUUGAUGCUAGCGUCCAGCGCCUGGGCACAUACAUUGAUGUGCUCCAGAUCCAUCGUCUGGACCGUGAAACUCCUCGCGAGGAGAUAAUGAAGGCUCUGAACGACGUCAUUGAGAGUGGCAAGGUGCGCUACAUUGGCGCUAGCUCGAUGGCGGCCUGGGAGUUCCAGACUCUCCAGAACAUCGCCUCGCGCAAUGGCUGGCACCAGUUCAUCAGCAUGCAGAACUACCACAACCUGAUCGCGCGCGAGGAGGAGCGCGAGAUGAUCCCUUAUUGUCUCGACAGUGGGGUCGGACUCAUCCCUUGGUCCCCGAUGGCCCGUGGCGUACUGGCGCGACCGUGGGACUCUCGCUCCACCGUACGCGAGAACACCGAUGGGGCCAUCAAGAUGCUUGUUCGCAACCGAGAGACCGAAGCGGACAAAGCCAUUGUGGACCGCGUGGAGGAGCUGGCUGGCAAGAAGGGGGUGAGCAUGGCGCAGAUCGCCUUAGCCUGGUCCCUGAGUCACCAGAAUGAGUGCCCCAUCGUCGGCCUGAACAGCGCUACGCGUAUUGACGAGGCGGUUGCCAGUCUGAAGGUUAAGUUGAGCCCCGAGGAGAUCCAGUAUCUGGAGGAGCCGUAUAUCCCCAAGACCAUCGCUGCAAUUGAACGGUAA
Molecule: messenger RNA, 1044 nt
Organism: Penicillium canariense
Lineage: Eukaryota; Fungi; Ascomycota; Eurotiomycetes; Eurotiales; Aspergillaceae
Product: aldo/keto reductase
Exons: 4
Coding region: 1-1044 (347 amino acids)
Source: RefSeq, a predicted model, not a curated record